GUCCGCCGCUAACAGCCACCAGCCAAGUCUCUGGAGUUAGCUCGGGAGCUAGCCAUGAGCUAACAAGUAGCUAACGCUGACUCUCCCCAUCUUUGCCACCACAGCUCAACCUUCGUGAAACGUCAAGGGGGAACCCUCACUCGUUUACCGGAAUUAUCAUCCAGGCCUUUUGUUGCAGCUGGAACCCUCUGAGUGCUUUUUGUGGUCUUCAUUUCACUUCCCUCCACCUCCACGUCGAACUUCCUCCCUUUUUUUACUCUCGGAUCUCCCGGUAGACAGAGCCAUGGCAGCUGCUAAGCCAAAAGGGCAGAACUCUCUCGCCCUUCACAAAGUGAUUAUGGUGGGCAGUGGAGGAGUGGGGAAAUCAGCCCUCACUCUCCAGUUCAUGUAUGAUGAGUUUGUUGAAGACUACGAGCCCACCAAGGCGGACAGUUACAGGAAGAAAGUGGUGCUGGACGGCGAGGAGGUACAGAUCGACAUCCUUGACACAGCUGGACAAGAGGACUACGCAGCCAUACGGGAUAACUACUUCCGCAGUGGCGAGGGUUUCCUCUGUGUGUUUUCCAUCACAGAACUGGAAUCAUUUGCAGCAACAGUAGACUUCAGGGAGCAGAUCCUGCGAGUGAAGGAGGAUGAGAACGUGCCCUUUCUCUUGGUCGGUAACAAGUCAGACUUGGACGACCGACGGCAGGUCAGCGCAGACGAGGCGAAGGCACGCGCUGAGCAGUGGGGCGUGUGCUACGUGGAGACUUCGGCCAAAACCCGUGCCAACGUUGACAAGGUGUUCUUUGACCUGAUGAGAGAGAUCCGGGCAAGGAAAAUGGAGGACAGCAAAGAGAAGAAUGGGAAGAAGAAAAGUAAAAGUUUGGCCAAGAGAAUUAGAGAGAGAUGCUGUAUUUUAUAGUGGUAAAAGACAGCAGGGUAGCUGCUUAUGUACAUAUACAUUUCUCAGACUUUUGCAUUUAUUUUGUGCCCAUACCUGACCAUGACUUUCUGUUCCUGGCUAACAGGACAUCUGACCGUGUGUCAGGGAGUAGUAAGGUGGCACUCCAUACACCAUUUAUAGCUCUAACUUUUUAUGUGCUGACACUCCAAAUAAUUUAUGUUCUCUCUCUCUCUCUCUCUCUCUCUCUCUCUCUGUCUGUCUCUCUCUCUCUCUGUCCACGUUACAGAGUGUAAUAAAUGGAUGGUGUUUUUAAUUUAGGCCUAAGCUUGACAGAGGCUGAGCCUUGAAAUGUUACAAAACUCUUUCAUUGUAAAGUUUGAUGUGUAUAAUAUAUUCAGACAACUGUGCAGUUCAAAGCGCUAGAAAUGAAGGUGUCAGAGCCAAGGUUUAAACGGGGAAGAUGUAACUGGAGCUUGGGUAGGAAAUGUUGAAGUGUAGUGUCAGCAGUGUAGUGUCAACGCAGAAUUCAUCAAGUGCCACCAAGGAAAUGUACAUUGCACUGGUGAAUCUAUGAAGCAUUUUAAUUGAGAGAUUGUCGCGUUAACUUAGCCACAGCCGGAAAUUUGAUGCCAUUCCUAUUUGUCGUUUUACGCCUCAGUUUUACUACGUUGUAUGGUUCUGAACACUUCUUUUUAUCUGUGAAGUCAAACGUUUCUCUCUUCUCCUCCUAUCAUAUCAACGAGUAUAAGAUAAGCGCACUAACGUUUCCCGUUUUCUUUCCCCUUCGCGUCACUUUGUUGAGUCUUCUCAAAUGCACAAACAACAUUGAUCAUUACCCUUAAACCUGUGAGGGAUUUUACAACACUUGAACUUUUUUCAAAUCUCAACAUUUCAGAAGUUUUACCUCACACGGCUAAAUGAGUUUCAUUGCCUUUUUUUUUUUUUUUUUUUUUUGCGAAACAGGAAUCCCUGGUGCUCUGAUAAAAGGUGAUUCCAUAACACUACAUCCUUUACAUGCUGUCUUGAACACAUCUUCAAGUUGAUAAAAUAAAUCGCUUCCAGUCAUGUAAAGAUUUCUUUUUGCCAAUUUUACUUUUCCUGGCUCAGACUUUUAAUCACCAACCUUGUAUUCCUCUGUUUUGUUUUUACUUAAAAAACGUAUUUCGUAAUAGGGAUUUAAGUGGGAAUACAUUAAUGGAUAGAGAGAAUUUUGUUUUUAAGAUAAAAUAUUUAAAAGAAAUGAAUGCAGGCUUGAUAGAAGUAUGGUGGUACCUGUCCAAAAAGGUUGCUCUCAGUCUCCAAAGAAAAAACGCUAGCUAGUACAAACAAGUGCCCACUUAUUAAUGGAACUUGUUGUUGUGAGCAUCAAAAGUAAGCACUGCAGUGUUCCUGGUGGUGGCAAAUGUUGAAUGGGAAAAUAUCAUUCUGAAUGGCCUGGGAAAGAAAAAUGUAAGGUUAAUUCAUGUACAGUGCAUCACUGUUGCCUCUGUCCAUUGUGAAUGUGAAUACCCCCCCAACCCAACCCAACCCAACCCAACCCAUCCUGUUUGCCUGUAAUCGUAGGCUGCCAAUGAUGUGCAGAGUUUAGAGGACAUUGUCAUUCUGCUUUGUUCCCCUACCCUUUGCAUUAAGGUGUUGUAACAUCUUAAUUAAUUGUUCAUUUGAUCUAGUAGUUAUACUUUUUACUGGCGGGUGAAGAUUGAAGCAGUGUAAAAACAAAAAUUGGCAAAAUGAGAACGCUAUACGUGAUUAUAGACCAAAACACACUGUGAAAUCUGCCCCUCCAUUCUCUUAGUUACCCCUUUUUCUGACUGAGCCACUACUAACUUAUUUAAAGUAAUUUAUUUUUUAUGAUUUUCAGUUGUUUUUAAAGUCUGACCACCAUCCAGAGGUUGUCGCCACAUUUCACUCCGAUCCACUUUAAGUAAUUAACAGAGGAGUGAAUGUGCACCAUUAAAGGACUUCCUCAACCAAUAGGAUGGCCGACACUGGAGUCUAUGCAAACAAUUAUGUAAUUGCAACGAGGAAGCGAAUGCUGUUAUAAGAUAUCUGACCACAGCUCAGAAAAAAAAAAAAACCCAAAAUCAUUCAAAGAAUUUAAACCAUUUUAUUUUUCAAGAUACUUUAUGUUGUCUCGUUUACUCCCUGAGUUAAUACAUGAACACUAAGUAAUCACUGGCUUUGAUUACGGAGAUUUGUUUGUCAUGUAGUUCAAUGUGUCCAUUGGCAGAAAUGCAAAAGAAUGUCCGUGGUAUUACUCGUUAACUGAAAAGCACACAGUAAUGAGAGUUUUAAAGAUGGGAGGGUGGGAUGGGAUAUGCGAGGUGAACUUUGAACCCAAAAUGUUAGGACACCGUGGCAUCAGAAUGUUUGGAAAUGUAGUUUGGGUUAAUAUGUUUUUAAGGGCUAACCUCCAGUACACCACACCAUGAUUGAAACACCCCUGAAAGGUAAAAAGCGACGGGCAGAAACUGACAUGUAGUGUAAGAAUCCCAGCCUGUGACGGCGUACCUUCCUUAGCUUGUAGCCAUUACAUUAAGUGCUGUGUGUUCAUCGUUGAGGAUUGCAGAAGCUAAUAUUCUUAAAGUGACCACCGUAGUGCUUGCUUACUCUUAACAUUGGCUUAACACAGUCUAAUUCUUCUUUUUUAGUGCUUUUUUUUCAGAAGCAAGCAUUAAUCAUAAUACUUCUACUUCUUUUCUUUGUGUCCAUGUAUUGUUUUAAUAGACUUGAUGGCCCAAAUAUUUUCAGCAGGGUUUAAGGGGUGAUACUAAAAACCGAUAUUUGUGUGAAAGCUAUGAGCGAACUGUCCUACUGGGUAUUAAAAUAACUUGUUUUGCCUUUUUAUAUAAAUACCCUUGGAAUUAAAAGAAAAGAAAAGGUAUCUAUGUCUUUGAUUGGAUGGUUGUGUAUGUAUGCCAUCAAUUAAAUGUUUCCUUCAUGUUUACUUAUUUUGAACAUAACCACUAAUGUAGCCUAUCUGUUUGUGAAUGCAAGAGGUGAAGCUUACAUUUCAAUUCAUUUUUUGUGAGUUAUUUGGAAAUGGCAAAUAAAAGUGGAUAUUACUAAUAAUAA
This is a messenger RNA of Dicentrarchus labrax (European seabass), 3961 nucleotides long. It is a transcript of the gene ralaa, whose product is annotated as v-ral simian leukemia viral oncogene homolog Aa (ras related). Gene Ontology annotation, molecular function: GDP binding; GTPase activity; GTP binding. Bases 284 to 904 code for a protein of 206 amino acids. Lineage: Eukaryota; Metazoa; Chordata; Actinopteri; Moronidae. The record is from RefSeq and is a predicted model, not a curated record. The transcript has 5 exons. Gene Ontology annotation, biological process: regulation of exocytosis; Ras protein signal transduction. Gene Ontology annotation, cellular component: plasma membrane.